AUGGCGGCCGCCAGGGGCUUGUCCCUAACGGCGGCGGCCCUGCGAGCGGCCACCCCCUGGUGGAGGAGCAGGUUCUUCGCGGCGUUCGCCCGACCUCCGGUGCCUCGGGAAGCGUCGUCCUCCAGCCCCGAGGCUGGCGAAGGGCAGAUCCACCUCACCAACAGCUGCGUCCAGAGGCUCCUGGAAAUCACCCAAGGGGCAGAAUUCCUCAGGCUGGAGGUGGAGGGAGGUGGAUGCUCCGGAUUCCAGUACAGAUUUUCACUGGAUACAGUGAUCAACCCCGACGACAGGGUAUUUGAACAGGGUGGGGCACGAGUGGUGGUUGACUCUGAUAGCUUGGCCUUCGUGAAAGGGGCCCACGUGGACUUCUGCCAAGAGCUGAUCCGGAGCUCAUUUCAAGUGCUGAACAACCCUCAGGCGGAGAAAGGCUGCUCCUGUGGCUCCUCCUUCUCUGUCAAGCUUUGA
Pipistrellus nathusii (Nathusius's pipistrelle) is the source of this 465-nucleotide messenger RNA. Lineage: Eukaryota; Metazoa; Chordata; Mammalia; Chiroptera; Vespertilionidae. The record is from the annotation of a GenBank genome assembly.